Molecule: messenger RNA, 1614 nt
Organism: Scheffersomyces stipitis CBS 6054
Lineage: Eukaryota; Fungi; Ascomycota; Pichiomycetes; Serinales; Debaryomycetaceae
Gene: MDR11
Product: MFS transporter
Exons: 2
Coding region: 1-1614 (537 amino acids)
Biological process (GO): xenobiotic detoxification by transmembrane export across the plasma membrane
Cellular component (GO): membrane
Molecular function (GO): fluconazole transmembrane transporter activity; xenobiotic transmembrane transporter activity
Source: RefSeq, a predicted model, not a curated record
AUGUAUUACAGGUUCAUCAGAGACAGUUUUUGGGGUAGACUAGCCUACCAUUUGACUGGGCACAAGGUAUUUGCCCAUCCAGAAGAACACAAAGAUUAUGUGGUACCAGAAAAGUACACUAAAGGCGAAAACGUAUCUACCAAUACCAGCUCAGCAGCUGACGUAGAAGUCGAAGUAGAAAAAUCUUCACAAAUUGUCGUGGACUGGGACGGCGAUGAUGAUCCAGAAAACCCAUACAAUUGGCCAACUUACCAGAAAGUUCUCUUCAUCUUGGAGAUCUGUUUCUUGACAACUUCUGUCUACAUGGGUUCCGCCAUCUAUACUCCUGGUAUCGAACAAAUCAUGGCCGAUCUCGACAUCGAUCAAACAUUGGCUACCUUACCGUUGACUAUGUUCGUCAUUGGCUAUGGUCUUGGUCCAAUGGUCUUCUCUCCAAUGUCUGAGAAUGCAAUUUUUGGAAGAACUUCAAUCUACAUUGUAACAUUAUUUAUCUUUUUCAUCUUGCAAAUUCCAACUGCAUUAGCCAAAAAUAUCGCUUCUUUGUCUGUGUUAAGAUUCUUAAGUGGCGUUUUUGCUUCUCCAGCUUUGGCUACUGGGGGUGCUUCGGUAUGUGAUGUCAUUCAAUUGCCCUAUGUUCCUGUUGGACUUGCUGCUUGGUCUCUUGGUGCCGUUUGUGGUCCCUCUCUUGGUCCAUUGUUUGGUUCUAUUUUGACUGUCAAGGGUGGAUGGAGAUGGACUUUCUGGUUCAUGGCAAUCAUCUCUGGUACUUCUUUCUUGCUCUUGAGUUUCUUCUUACCUGAAACUUAUGGCAAAACUUUGCUUUACAGAAAGGCUAAGAGAUUAAGAGCACUCACUGGCAACCAAAACAUUACUAGUCAAGGUGAAAUUGAGAACAGCAAGUUAACCAUUUCUGAAUUGGCUAUUGAUACCUUAUGGAGACCAAUUGAGAUUUCAAUUCUUGAACCCGUUGUCUUGUUGAUCAAUCUUUAUAUUGCAUUGGUGUACUCUAUCUUGUACCUUUGGUUUGAAGCCUAUCCCAUUGUAUUUCUUGAGACAAAACAUUUCACAUUGGUAGAAUUGGGUGUUUCCUAUCUCAGUAUCAUCGUUGGUAUCUGCAUUGCUGCUGCCAUCUAUAUCCCUGUUGUUAAACGGAUCUUCACCAAUAAGCUUCUCACUAAUCAGCCUGUCUAUCCUGAAGUGUUCAUCCCUAUGGCAAUAGUCGGUGGAAUCUGUAUGCCUAUUGGUGUUUUAAUCUUUGGAUGGACUGGCGCUGCAGAUAUUCAUUGGAUUGGACCGAUCAUUGGUGGAGCCAUCUUUGCUGCCGGAGCUUUCUUGAUUUUUCAAACAUUGUUCAACUAUUUGAGUAUGUCAUUCUGGAGAUAUUUGGCUUCAGUCUUCGCCGGUAAUGAUCUCUUCCGUUCAGUCAUUGCCGGAUCGUUCCCGUUAUUCGGUAGAGCUUUGUUCACGAACUUGAAGACUGAAAGGUUUCCUACUGCAUGGGGUUCAACUAUCUUGGGUGCUAUCACUGCGUUGAUGAUUUUGAUUCCUAUUUUGUUCUAUUUGAAUGGUCCUAAAUUGAGAGCAAGGUCUAAGUACUCUGGUGAUGGUAGUUAG